CCAAACUUAAACGGAUGACUUGGACAGUCAAAUGUAAAGGUUUGACGCGUUAAAUUUGAGGCAAAAUUCACGUUAAAACAUUUUGAGUGCCAAAACAGAGAAGCAGAUGAGUAAACAGCGGACAUGUCGGAAGAAAACAGAACUACUGUUGGUGAACAGACUGAGAAGAGAGAGACUGCUACACAGGAUAACGGUGAAGUGAUGCAGCUUGAGUCUGAAAACGGAUCAUCAAAGCAACUCUCUGAGUUCUACAAUUAUGAGGAACUUCACUCCAGACCAUACAUCACACCGGACUCUGAAAUCCCAGAGAACCUCCUGCACCUCUGUCACUCCUUUGGCUAUGACAGUGGGCGCAGGGGGAACCUGCAGCUGCUGGAUGACAACACUCUGAUCUUUAUCGCCGGGAACCUGCUCGUGCUGUUCGACGUUUCCACCAAGGAGCAGAGAUACCUCCGCUCCUGCAGUGGAGGAGGAAUCGGCACCAUCAAGGCACAUCCAAGCAAAGAGUGCUUCGCUGUAGCAGAGAAGGGAAUCCAGCCCAACAUCAUAAUGUAUGAAUAUCCCUCGUUACGGCCGUUCUGCAUCCUCAGAGGCGGUACGGAGAGGGCGUACUGCUUUGUGGAUUUUAACCAAGACGGGAGCCUGCUGGCCAGCGUGGGGGCGGACCCCGACUACAUGCUGACGCUGUGGGACUGGAGGAGGGAGGAGGUGAUGCUGCGCUGCAAGGCCAUUUCUCAGGAGGUGUACCAAGUCAGCUUCUCCCCAUACAACCCGGGACUUCUCACAUCGUCAGGAUCUGGACACAUCAAGUUCUGGAAAAUGGCCGACACAUACACAGGGCUUAAAUUGCAAGGGCUUAUGGGAAAUUUUGGGAAAACUGCAGCGACUGAUAUCAAGGGCUACGUGGAUCUUCCUGAUGGAAAGGUGGUGUCCGGCUCAGAUUGGGGAAACCUGCUGCUGUGGGAGGGCAACGCCAUCAAGGUGGAGAUUUGUCGUAAGGGGGGGGGGAAGUGCCACGCCGGGAUGGUCCAGCCGUUCGCCCUGGAAGACGGACAGCUGAUGACCAUCGGCUAUGAUGGAGCGGUUCGGGGCUGGGACUUUGAAAGCAUCGACACCGCAGACAGCACCGGUGACAGCGGGCGGUUUGAGCUGGAGCCCAUGAACGAGCUGUUGGUGGGACACAACGUGUGCCUGUCCUCGGUGGUGAAGAGCUCGCAGCCGUCCGACUCCUUCAUCUGCUUCGCUCAGGACACCAGCGGAGCCAUCUGGAAACUGGACCUUUCAUUCACCUACACUACUCCUGAUCCAGAGUGCCUGUUCUCCUUCCACGCCGGGGCCAUCCAGGGCCUGGACGUGUCCAGGAUAUCCCACCUGAUGGCCACGACCACUCUAGACCGUACCGUUAAAGUUUUUGACUUCCUGGCAAAAAGAGAGCUUACCUCCAGUCGCUUCAAUCAGGGUGGAACUGCUCUCAGCUGGGCGCCAACUUUGGUGAACCAGAUUGGAAGUCUGCUGGUCACGGGCUUUGAGGACGGGGUUGUGAGGUUGCUGGAGUUGUACGACCCUCAGAGGCUGAACGUGGUCACCGGGCGAAUCCCCAAAGGAGACGCCAAGCUGCGCCUCAAACAGGCCUUCAAGCCCCAUAGAGCACCUGUAACUGCUGUGGCGUAUGAGCGAAACGGAGAGAUCUUAGCAACGGGGAGCUCCGACAGCACUGUCUUCUUCUUCACUGUCGGGGAAAAAUACAAACCCAUCGGCUUUGUGCGCGUCCCCGGGCCGGUGCAGGCGCUGGAGUGGACGCCUCAUUCCCACGGUGAGAACCGGCUGCUGAUCCUGUGUCAGAGCGGUCACGUUGUUGAGGUGCACCCGCCUGACCCAGAGGUCCAGAGGCCCGGCAUCACCUUCCACCUGCCUGAACUGAGCAGCAGAACCUUCAGGUUCAGGAGCAUCAAGUCUCGAAUCAAGAGAGAGCAGGAAAUUGCCAGACGACAAGCCGCAAAGGACAAGAAGCAGAAAGAGAGAGAAGAGAGGCUGAAAGAAUCCAAGCAGCCAGACUUAGAGCCAGAGGAAGAUGAAGAGGAGGUGGAGGAAGAGCUGCCCUCCAUCUUCAUCCCUAAGCCUCCAAGUCCUCUCUACUGCGGCUUCUACUCAUCGCCUGGCCACUUCUGGCUCUCCAUGGGGGGCUAUGACUCUGGUUUCCUGUAUCACUGUCAGUUCUCUGAGGAGCAGGACCAGGACCCUCUGCAGCGGCAGGACGAGCCCUUUGACUUCCUGCCUGUCCUCAACGCAGACGACGACCCCAUUCGCUCUUUCACCUUCAGCUCUGACAGGCAGCUGCUGCUCUGCGGCAUGCACUCAGGCUCCAUCAGGGUCUACCCUCUGCAGCCCGGAGACCACAGCCUCAGCUCCAUGCAGGCCUACUGGGCUCUCAGUGUCCACGACAACCAGUACGGACACCUGCGGCACAUCCGCUGUAGCUAUGACGACCUCUUGGUGCUGACGGCGGGAGACGACGGGAACUUCUUCUCCUUCAGCCUGCUCCCUCCAGAGGAGCUGAAGAAAGGCAUGCAGAGGAAGAAGGCAAAUGUUCCUUCACCCAGGGUGGGCCUUGAGAAUGAGGCGUUAGCCCAGGAUAUUGAGGACCCAGCAGCCUGCAGCAUAGAGUCAGAGAAGCAGAAGCUGGAUAAGGACCGUCAGCGACGAGAGGCGGAGCUUAAGAUCGCAGCGAAGCGAAAGAAGCUGGCUGAGCUGAAUAAGAAGUUUCAACAGCUGCUGAUCACCAACCAGAGUCUGCCGGAGCAUGUCCGUCUGAAACCUGAGGCUCUGAUUGAGCCCGAUGGCCUGCAUGAGUUACCAAUGAGCUGGCUUGGGCUGUGGAGUAACCGCUUUACUAUUGGGGAAACGCCUGGCAUGCUAGUAGACCGGCCGGCGCAGCCUAACCAAUCAGAGGCAGACAUGGGGCUAUGGUUCCAGACAGAAGUGAGCAGGGACAGAGAGGGAGAAGGCCCAGCAGUGAGGCUGGUGAGGGAGCAGGUGGCCUGGGAGGCGAGGGAGCGCUGGCAGCAUAGCAGCUCAGAAAAUGCAGGACGGUUCAAAGACUCUCUUUCCAAAGUGGUUACCGUGGUCGCCAUCUGCAGCGACCACAGAGUCUCCACCUACAGCCUGCCCACGCUCCCGGAGCAUUCAGCGCAGCUCAGACAUCAGACGAGGCCCGGCUGGCCUGAGGGAGACGGGGCUGCUGCAGCGGAACAUGGAAGACCCAGAGUGGAACCUGCCAAAGACAGCAGCAUGCUGGAAGAGGAGGAUCUGUGCCCCCUGGUGGCCGGCUCGGAAGGGGUGAAGCUGGGGGACCGGCAGAUGGAGAGGCUCCGUAAGGCUGCAGAGAAAGCUGAACAAGCUCGAGCCAAGAUAGAGAAGAGGAAGCAGGAAUGGGCCCAACUUUACGCAGAGAAGCCGAGCGAGAACUGUGAGGAUCCGCAGGAUGUGCAGGCCAUCGUCGAAGCCAAAGAGAACCUCGGAGACUUAAAACUGAAGUCAGACAAAGACUUCACGAUGCCCAAACACCUGAGGAUGAACGCUGAGAGGAAGAGCACAGAGCUGAUAGGCCUGGAGAAAAAAACCCGUGAAAAGCAGACGGAGAUGAAUCAACGGAUCGCGGCGCUGCGGGACUCCAAGGUCCGCCUGGUGUCUCAGCUGCACUCUCAGACUCAGCAGGUCCUGACUGUGCAGCUGCGUCUGCCGGCCCAUCUCCACCGCCCUCCACCCACCCUGCCUGCCAUACUACCAGAGGAGACCCCCGAGAAGAGGCUGCAGUUCAACCGUGCAACCCUAGAGCGCUACCGUCGUCUGAGGGAUCAGAGGAUGCAGAGCAUGGAGCAGGACGAGCAGGAGGACAGCACCUAUAUAUUGGCGCAGCUGGAGAAGGAGGUGGGAAGAGAGGAAGGGACUCUGAGUCACUCAGCUUCAUCUGUAACCAGAGAAGAAGAAGAGGAAGGAGCAGAGCUGAGCGAGCUGGAGGAGGAGCUCCGGAGGGAGGAGGAGAUCAGACUGCUGCACGAGCAGGACUCUCUGCUGGAGCAGGUCUGCUUUGGAGUCUAUUAUAGAAUCUGA
Notothenia coriiceps (black rockcod) is the source of this 4110-nucleotide messenger RNA. RefSeq names its product cilia and flagella associated protein 44 (gene cfap44). The transcript is spliced from 28 exons. NCBI's taxonomy places the organism in Eukaryota, Metazoa, Chordata, Actinopteri, Perciformes, Nototheniidae. The record is from RefSeq and is a predicted model, not a curated record. Gene Ontology annotation, molecular function: protein binding. Bases 124 to 4110 code for a protein of 1328 amino acids.